GGGGUGGGAGGGGAAGCGUGAUGCAUUCGGCUGCUUCCUCGUGGGAGGAGCUGAACCAGUGUUGACAGCACUGGCCGGGUCAUCAGUGACCAGCGCCUGUUGGGAAUUCAGAAGUGACCGGCUUGAGGAAGUGGUGCAGAAUCCUCCUGGCUACAGAGUCCAGGGAGACCGGCUGAGGCAUGUAACAACAGGGAAGGAGGAAGGAUCAGGAACCCUCUGUACAAGCUGGUGGGCGUGUGUCUCUCUCUCCUGCUGAACUCAUCGCUCUUGGUGCAGAGUACAAGGGAAGUCUAACAGUGUGGAGCCUGACCAUGGGGACAGGGAGCCUAGUCUUAUUCCUGCUGCUGCUGUUGGCUCGUGUGGUGCAGGGGGAAGUGGUCCAGAAUUUUGACAAGUGCAGUUGGUUCUUCCAGGGUGGGGUGCCUCCUCGCCUAAAGGAGAGUCAGAACUGGUUCAGAAUCUGCCAGCGGUAUAAGAACCAUUACCACUAUGCCACUCUGUACAACAGCGGGCUGCGGAUCCCAGUCUACUCCGCCUACAGGUACCCCUGUAGCAUGGGCCAGAGUGCGGGCUACAGACCCAGCCCCUGGUUCUACGAACCGCAGAUCGACAAUCCUGCUAGUGAAAAUGAGAUGCAAAAAUGCAAUGUGCCUUCCAGUCACUUUCAGGCAGUUGAGUCCGAUUACCGGGAUAACAACUAUGACCGAGGCCAUCUGUACCCAUUCAAACUGAAUGACAAGACGAGUGCCACAAGUACAUGCACCCUCACUAACGCAGUACCCGAAAAUCAUGGUGCCAAUGUCAGGUGGCUUCACCAGGUUGAAUCCUUUGUCCGGAAGCUGGCACAGAUAUGCCACCAGUCCAAACGGACAAUGUACGUGGUGACAGGUGCUGACAAUCCCACACAAAUUAAAAUGAACAACAGAGUGUCAGUGCCUGGUCUGGUCUGGUCAGCUCUUUGCUGUACCUCUGCACAGGACCCGAAUAAUGAUCCUUGUCUAAGGGGCAAUGUGGUGUCAGAGAAAAUGGAUGCACCAACAUAUGAUAACGACUUUUCUUUCGCAUUCAUGAAAAACAUGGAACCAGAAGCAAAUGCUAAGCAUCUAAUGGUGAGGGAGGUACAGAAAAUCCUGGGAGUGGGCAAGAUCUUUGACAGGUGCCGGGGAACAACCAAAGAUGAUGAAGCAGAGACCUUCAAAGAGGUGGAAGCGUUGAUAUCCAAACUGGCAAUUAGCACAGAAGAUCAAGAGGACAUUUCUCUCCCGCUACCAGCAGAAGAGAACCCAGCAGCUGAUGGUGAUGAUCUGGCAACACAGCAAGCUGAUACACCAUUGGAACCAGCUAGCAAAGAGGUUGAUGAAGUCUGUGAGUCCACCAUUGUCAAUGCCUUGGCUCCAAUUGGAAGGAUGAUCUCCUUGGUCACCAAUGGGGUAUCAGCCUUUGCCAGACUCAUCACAACUGUUAUCAACAUUGCCCGAAUUCUGAUGGUGGCCAUUUUGAGAGUUCCCUUCGGGAUUAUCCAUGACUGUGCCGGCUGCCUGACCAUCAUGGUCAAGCAUCUGAUUGUCACAGUGGCCACGGUUCCCCAAGAUGUCUUGGGUAUCGUGGCCAGCAUUAUAUCGGACACUGCAGGUGUCAUUGCAUGGUCUGCCAGGCUGAUCAAAUAUCUUGUCAGAAUUCUGUAAUUUUUGCUGUUUGAAAGGUUAGAUCUUCACAUAAUACCAAAUUGAGACACUCUUUAUCAACAAUCCCAACUUCCAGGAGUCAACAUUUACAACCAGUUCCACCCUCUAUCCCAACUAUUAAAACAUGUCCUCCCUAAAACUCAUAACCUUUCCAACAUCUCUAUAAGCAUGUCCUCACUAAGUUCUGAAACCCAAGAGAAAUCUGCCUGGUCAAUAUUUAUUGCUUAACUAACAUCUCAGAAGUGAAUUUUGUUCUGGAUAAUGCCUGGUUUGCUUACUUAGGCACGUUUGCAGUGCAAUAUGUAUAUUACAACAUUGAACACACAACUCAUUCAUUCAUUCAUUCACUCAUUCACUCAUUCAUUCACUCAUUCAUUCAUUCAUUCAUUCACUUAUUCAUUCACUCACUCAUUCAUUCAUUCUUUCA
Molecule: messenger RNA, 2112 nt
Organism: Hemiscyllium ocellatum (epaulette shark)
Lineage: Eukaryota; Metazoa; Chordata; Chondrichthyes; Orectolobiformes; Hemiscylliidae
Product: endonuclease domain-containing 1 protein-like
Exons: 2
Coding region: 312-1685 (457 amino acids)
Molecular function (GO): nucleic acid binding; metal ion binding; hydrolase activity
Source: RefSeq, a predicted model, not a curated record